AUGAUGAUGAACAAGAAGCCAAACCUACUCAGCAAUCGAGUCAUCACCAAAAGCCCUAUGUGUGCCAAUACCAGUGAUGAUGCAAUUCAAGAACAUCAUACAAGCAAGCCCUCUAGCUUGGAAAGUGAAACGACCCACGAUACCGAAACAGAUGUUGACAGCCAAUCAGCUGCCGAAAAUUGCGACAAGGUGAGUUGUGACUAUCGGUCAGAGACAUCCGACACUAGUAAUAUCGAGAAUGAGGAUGAAAAUGUACAUGCAGAUACGGAACUACCUACCACCUCCAAGGAUACAGUACAUUCACGCGAGGGUGACACGACGAGUGAGUCCAGCAAUGACCUGAUGGAUACGUGUAUGAUUCCCGAAAUAAUUACUGGAGAACGUAGGAAAGUUUUGGAUGCGGAGCUAGAGGAUGUCCAAGAGAUCAAACGACGGCGCGAUAACAAAGGAAGGCCACAGAAAAUGGUCUUACGCCAGUCAACAGAGCGCCAAUACCCGUCGUGGCUUGAGGAGUACCUCGUGAAUGCUGCACUCCAUGAAAAUAGCGAAAGUCUUACAGCGAACCAUAGAUGGCGAGCAAAUGAGACCAAGAUUCCCAAAAGCUUUACUGAAGCGAUGAAGACGCCGCAAAAAGACGAAUGGUAUCAUGGUAUGGAGAACGAGGUGAACGCCAUGUUUUCUAAGGGAGUACUGGUUCCGAUAGAUGAAGCAGAAGCCCCGGCGAAGGCAAACAAAUUAGGAUUAAUGUGGAGAUUCCAAGUGAAGACUGAUGACCAAGAAUUCAUUACUCGUUUUCGUCCUAGACUUGUAGGAUUAGGAAACCAUCAGCAGCCACGAAUUGACUACGUGGAAUCAUUUUCGCCUGUCGCACGGAUUGUUACCUUUCGAGUGUUGGUGGCACUAGCCACAAAAUUCGGACUGGUUUUAUAUCAAGGAGAUGUACAAACAGCAUACUUGAAUGCGAAUUUACAGAUCAGGCAAUAUGUCCGAAAUAUACCAGGAUUCCCUCAACCCCCAGGAAUCAUCUAUCGAGUGGACAGAGCGCUCUAUGGCUUGCAUCAGUCAGGAGCCGAAUGGAAUGAAGAGAUUGAUAACUGGUUGGUCACUCAAGAGUUCAAACGUAGUGAGACUGAGCCUUGUCUUUACUUCUACUGCAAACAUGCAAUACUGGCUCUUCUCAUGUUAUACGUCGACGAUGUGGUAUUAGCGACUGAUUCUAAGGCAUAUAAGGCAUCGUUUUUUGAAGCCAUCGACGCGAAAUAUGGUUUUCAAGAUGGAGGAAAGCUGCACUAUUUUUUAGGCAUCAAUGUCGAGCAAGAUGAGACGGACACGUAUAUUCACCAAACGAAAUAUUGCAAGGAAGUCCUCGAGAAAGUUGGCUUUGGCGAAGCACACGGUAGUGCAACUCCUAUGGAGACCAACACUAGAUACAGGAACGAAGUAAUAUAUAUCUUUGAGUGUCAAGAGAUAUAUCUCUAUAUCUAG
Messenger RNA from Peronospora farinosa, 1485 nucleotides. The record is from the annotation of a GenBank genome assembly. NCBI's taxonomy places the organism in Eukaryota, Oomycota, Peronosporomycetes, Peronosporales, Peronosporaceae.